Molecule: messenger RNA, 651 nt
Organism: Diaporthe amygdali
Lineage: Eukaryota; Fungi; Ascomycota; Sordariomycetes; Diaporthales; Diaporthaceae
Exons: 3
Coding region: 1-651 (216 amino acids)
Source: RefSeq, a predicted model, not a curated record
AUGUCGAACGAGUGGCUGCGAGCCUCGCCGGCCUUGUCUCCCAGUAGCCUGCUAUAUAUGGUGCCACACAGACGGUACGACCAAGCCGUUCGGGAAUGGCAAAAGGAUCCGGGCUGGUCGGAUCGACUGCAUCGGAUCAACAUUGAUCUCGGAGAGGAGCCGCCAAUGUUGGAUGCCGUUGACAAGGUUAAGUCCCUUGUCCAGAACACGCGGAGGUGGCUACAGGACAAGGACGAGAAGUGCCGCAUCCACGCCAUAGAGUGUGAGCUGGUGGCGAGCACCUUCUACUUUGAGCGGCGCGGUAAUGCAGGCAAAGAUGAAGGCUCACCUAUCCACGUCAAAGGCGUCAUCGGAUGUCGUAUCUUCGAAAUGGCCGAAGUGAUGGCGCCGGGGAAAUUUCUCUUAUCUUAUAUCUACGAUCCGACCCUGUUCGUCAUUAAUAAGGCCACCCAGGACAAGGUCGUAGAAAUGCCAAUAAAAACAAUGGUGUUGUAUGGUCUUUCUGAUCUUGUGGAAGUGGAUAUCACGGUCUUGGAAGAAGCUGUCCUUACAAGCAUAGAUCUGAAGUUGGAGCGAGAAGGGCUACGGGAUCAGCGCCUGUAUCGCUUGAGCCUGUUCCUGAGAAAACUGAUCAAGCAGGACUCCAAAUAA